CCCGCGAGUGGCGCGACCAACCAGAGCACCAGAGGGCCGGAGGACACCUGGAGCAAAGUUGGGCGUGACUGGCGCGACUCGGUCAACUCGGUCUCGGUUCCGGCGGCUCUCACUCGAUCAGUCUGCGGACCUGUGUACCGUGCAUCGCGACCGUUCAACCGCGAUUCGUUCGGCGGAUAACAGGAUGGCGGAACACCGCGCUACCAAAUCCGGACUAGCGGCUGAAGCUCACAGCAAGAUCCAGUCCAAGUAUGAUCCAGAACUGGCUGGCCAACUGCUUGCCUGGAUUAAGGAUGUCACUGGCCAGGACAUCAACACUUCCGGUAACAUGGACAACUUCUACGAAACCCUGAAGGAUGGCGUUCUGCUCUGCCACCUGGUAAACUCAAUCAAGGCAGGCAGCAUCCCGGAGAAGAAGAUCAACCAAAGCAAGAUGGCUUUCAAAUGCAUGGAGAACAUCAACCUGUUUCUGGAGCACGCACGUCAAAUGGGUGUUCCUGCCCAGGAGACCUUCCAGACUGUCGACCUGUGGGAGAGGCAGAACCUGCUCUCAGUGUCUAUCUGUCUCCAGUCUCUGGCCAGGAAGGCUCCCAAGUUUGGUGUCAAGGGCAUGGGACCUAAAGAGGCCGAAGCAAACGUUCGCAACUUCAGUGAGGAACAGCUCAAGGCUGGUCAGAAUGUUAUCAGUCUCCAGUAUGGAUCCAACAAGGGUGCAACACAAAGUGGCAUCAACUUUGGCAACACCCGCCACAUGUGAAGUUGUUGAGAGUUCACUCAAAAUGGCUGGCAUGCCAGAUAGGAACAAAGGCACAUCUCCAGUGCAUGUCACUUGAAAUGCUUUGCCUGUUAUGAAUGUCUUCUUGUUCAUUCCAGGAGUGACUAACAAGUUUGUCGGCACUCCAAGUCAAGUUGCAAACUUCCUCUGCUUACUUAUGGAAACCAGAUUCCUCUUGAGGCUGUGACUACUAGCUUGCAGUGUGAACUGACAAGUAGCACGCCAUGGUGUAAUUGUGCACAGAGUCUUUACAGUAGUGUUGCUGGCCAUCUUUAUUGUUAAGCCACUAUGUUCCCUGUGCCUCAAACCUGUUUGCCAAAGGCUAUCUACUAUGUGGAGGCCAAAUUUUGAUGUUUUAGAGUCAGAAAGAACAAUGCCUAUUGAAGAGCAACCUUUGUUACCUGUGGAAAAAAUGUUACCAUUUUAAACUGUUAUUUUUGUAUUGAAUAAAAUACUACAGUUUUAGAAA
This is a messenger RNA of Rhipicephalus sanguineus (brown dog tick), 1244 nucleotides long. It is a transcript of the gene Chd64, whose product is annotated as myophilin. The record is from RefSeq and is a predicted model, not a curated record. Lineage: Eukaryota; Metazoa; Arthropoda; Arachnida; Ixodida; Ixodidae. Gene Ontology annotation, molecular function: protein binding. The coding region runs from base 185 to 757 and encodes 190 amino acids. The transcript is spliced from 4 exons.